Molecule: messenger RNA, 6259 nt
Organism: Carassius auratus (goldfish)
Lineage: Eukaryota; Metazoa; Chordata; Actinopteri; Cypriniformes; Cyprinidae
Exons: 33
Coding region: 2006-6067 (1353 amino acids)
Source: RefSeq, a predicted model, not a curated record
CGCUCUUAGCAAAGUCUCCGACGUCGACAUUGAUCCAGAGGGAAAGUUUAAAUACAUAUUAGUGAACAUAAAGGUUAAAGGUGGAACGGAGCAAAAAGUGAUCGUGAGGGGAACUAAAACAGCGGAGUACCACAGGAUACGGGAAGGCCGACCAUGCUGUCACAGUGGAAAAGCUCAAAUCUGUCUUCAAAGACUAUGAAAUCAUUAUGGAAUAAAAUACUAAUGUGAUCACUUGAAAUAAAAUUAUAGGACAUUAAUAUUUUGUUGAAGUACACAAUUUGAUAACACUUCAGCUAUCCCUUAUUUUCAUUUGGAUAAAAAAUUAGGCUGAUGAGAUGGUAAAUAAAUGUUCUCUGAUCUGUCAGCAGUGUCAAAGUUGAGAUUAGAUGGCUGACCUUGAUAGCGAGGUCUAACUUGCACAGGAACUCUGCGUGUGUUUUACAGGGUGAUAAACAAUUCCAGUUUCCUGUCUCCUGUCUCCAUCAUGGAAUGUGUCUGUGUUAGAGAUCAGGAACAGAUAACAGAGUGUAUGUAUGAUUAAUGGUAUGUAUAAUAAACUUGAUAAUGGACUUCAUUAAGAAAUUUGGCAUUGAGAUUCAAACAUACAAAUUUUAUGGAUCCAUAUUUGGUAAGAAAACAUUUAACUGAACCAGUCACUAUGUUUUCACUAUUACAAUUAAAUUGAAAAAGCUUAUUAUUGUGUAAAGGCUUACAUUUAUAUAAUUAUAGUGCAUAUGCAAAAUGUAAUAUGUUAUUUAAAUAGCUAACUUAAUAUGGAUCUUAUUUUACAGAUGGCUUGUGUUAAGAACAUAAGUGAUUUUUCCAUCCUGUUUCUUAAGUUAAAGUCUUUAGCAGUUUCCUGUAGCCUACCGUAAGACCCUGAAUAUGACCCUCAUUGUCUAUUUCCAUUAAGAGGUUAAAUGAGAGCGCUUACACAGCACAAAAUACUAUUUUUACAAUAAAUACUGUAUUCAUUGUUCAAUUAAAAUUAUCCUGAAAGGUGCCAGUGCCAAGUGUCUUGAUUUUUAGCAGAGGCCUUCUCAAAAAGGAAAAAAUGUUUGAUAGCAUUAUACAGUGUCAAUGCCACAGCUUCAGUAGUAAUUCAUUUUAAUUCAAGGUAAGCAUUAUUUUUAUUUAUUUAAAAAAAAAAAACAAUGUAGUAAGGCAGAACAAUGAAAAGUGCUGUAAUUUAUUGCGUUUUAAUUUCCCUGUGAAUUUAUAGUGCACAUUUAUAGUGUCUAUUUGAACAUAAUGGGGAUGUAUUUGGAAGUUCCUGUUGAUGUUAAACCCCAUCAUAGCCUUCUGUUAAUAGGCUUUCAUCUUCCUUAGCAUGUGUUUGGCACAAGCAUUUGCACUUACCGUCAAGGAUGUUAAAAGAAACAACUGAUAAUUUCACUUUGAAUUCGAGAGGUGUGGAGUAUAGUUGAACACAAUAUUGGCAGCCAGCGUAUGUUUCCAGAUAGUAUUCUGGUAAUGACUUUGAUGAGUGUAGGAAAGUGUAGUCCCUGUUCCUGCACUCACUUACAGUAUUUUCAUUCUUCUAAAUGUAUACUGUAGUCAAUCAGUCUUCAUCACAAUUUAAUAUGAUUAUGAGGACGUUGAAGAUGUGUAGCCAUUUAAAAAAAAAAAUUUUUUUUUCGUGGUGGUGGUGGUGGAGUCAAGAGCAUAUCAGAUACUAACAAUGUAAGAAAUAUUCUUAAUAUCACUAUCCCCAACAUAAAACCAAAUACUUUAUAUAUUAGAACAGAAACACUUAAAUGUUUUCCUUGGGUUUUUUUUUUUGUUGUUGUUGUUUUUUUUUUUUAUAAUUUACUUUUGCUUUUUUUGCGGAGCUCCAUGAGUGAACUUCAGUGCGUUUGAGGCAUUUUUGAUUCUGUGAUUAGGAUGGUCCACAUAGAAAUUAAGCUUGUUUGGGGGUGGGCGGGGACAGUAUUCAUGACACUAUAAAAUAGUGCUACAACACCUUACUGCAGUGUGGCUGUGUGGUAAUUUGGUGGCUGUAAUAAUGGGGCUUAUGAACUGUGUGCUUGAGCUUUUAGCGCUGGUUGCAUUUGAUCAUGUGUACAGUGCCAGGCCAAUGGCUCAAGUGAUUCAGCCUCGGGUGCUGAGUCAAGAUCCUCAAACAGUUGAUUGUCCACUUGGGGAGCAAUUGAAUUCAAUCCAAAGUUCUAAUGGAGUUCAAUCUCCGAAGCCCCAGCUAGCCCCGGUUACUUCAAAUCUGGCCCCUUUGAGUAUUCAGUCCAAACAAGAAUUGCUGGGCCCAGUCAGGGAGCUGGCUUGGAAGUUCCCAAAGGUCCAAGAAGAGCCAGUACAGCCAGAUUUUAACUUUGAGUUGCAGCAGCCUAGGCCUUCUGACAGUGUAGCAGUCCAGUGUUGGGAAAAUAGAGUGCAUGUGGAAGUGAAGCAGGACUUCUUUUGUAAUGGGCAGCUGCUUGAGCCCUCUUUUUUAUCUCUAGGGGGCUGUGGUGUGGAGAGUGUGGAUGCAACUGCCAGAGUCCUGAUCUUUCACUCUGCGCUUCAGGAGUGUGGUAGUCAGCUUUUGGUGACUGAGAAUGAGCUUGUCUAUACCUUUACCCUUGAUUAUAGACCAGCUACACUACAAGGCACCCCGAUUUUAAGGUCCAGUGGUGCUACAGUUGGUAUUGAAUGCCACUACCCCAGGAGACACAAUGUGAGUAAUGAAGUGCAGCCAGCUUGGAUCCCAUAUGCAUCUACCCAGAUUGCAGAGGACAUUCUUGUUUUCUCCCUGAAGAUCAUGACUGAUGACUGGAUGUUUGAAAGGCCUUCCGCCGUUUUCUUCCUGGGAGAUGUCUUAAAUAUUCAGGCAUCUGUGAAGCAGUACAACCACAUUCCCCUUCGUAUAUUUGUGGACAGCUGUGUUGCCACUAAAGGCCCUGAUGUGAAAUCUGCUCCAAAGUAUUCUUUUAUUGAACACCAUGGUUGCCUCACUGAUGCAAAGUAUACAGGCUCCAUCUCCAAAUUUCUGCCCAGAGUGCAUGAUGACAAACUCCAGUUUCAACUGGAGGCCUUUAGGUUCCAACAAGAAAGCAGUGGUGCUAUUUACAUCACCUGUCUUCUAAAAGCAAGUGCCGCUUCGGUGCAGGUUAAUGAAAAUCACAAGGCUUGUUCUUUUAGUGCAGAUGGAUGGGUUUCUUCUGAUGGAAGGGAUGAGGUAUGUGGCUGUUGUGACACAAGCUGUGGAUUGACGACUGAUAGCGUUUUAAGCGAAGUUCCUGGUUUCCAGUGGGAAGCAAGAGCCCAGGUUGGCCCUCUCCAGGUCCGGGAAAACCAACUUCAAGCCAAAAAUGUGUGUUUUGAAAAGGUUUCCAUAAUGUCUCAAGUGACCCUUUUGGAUGAAGUCUCUCGAUGGGACCAGGAGACCUGUCAACAAGAACUCAAAACCGUCCUGCCCAAACUAAUUGCCAUGCAUCAUGACACUGACGGCUGGGAAGAGCACACAAAUAUUCUUCAGACGAUCACAAGCAGGUUCCUCCCUCAUCUUUCUUUAUCUGAUUUGGAGAAGGAGUGUUUCUCCACAGUUUUACCCAAGGUGGUAAAAGUGUUUGCCAGUCUUUUGGAAGAAAUCAGCAAGCAAAUUGGAGGCCUUUCUAGUCAAAACACAGAGCUGCAUGUGUUUUUGAGAAAUAUCUUGAAGAUGAUGGUCCAGACCCUAGAGUCUCUCUCUGGCUGUGUACGUCAUGUCUGUUCCUUCGAGGAGUCUGUUUCCUUUGAUACCAUUCGCUCUCUGCCCUCUUGCAUCCUCAGAGUCCUAAAGGACACCUUCCAGCACUGCAAGAACAGUGAGGUCAUGUACAGUGGAAGGCUGUCAUUGGUGGGUGAUCUGCUUCAGGGCCUGUUUAAAGAGGCCUAUUCUUUGCAGAAGGGCCUGAUGGAACUGUUGGACAAAAUUAACUUGGAGGACACUGCUUCUGAGGAGGAAGUGUCAGAUAUUGUCACAGUGAUUCACAGUCUGCUGGACAUAUGCUCGAUCAUAUCUGGAUUGGACAUUGCGCUACAUGCCAACUCAUGGAAAUUUAUCAUAAAACAGAGCGUGAAGUACCAGUCUCUAGUAGAAGAUCGGCUUCGCCAUACUGACAUAGCCUUCUCUUUGUGUGAAGACCUGUAUACAUCUGUCCAGAACUGUAUUGAGCUGGCCCAACAGAUCCAGCAGGCAGGACUACAGGAAAUUGUGCACUGUCCAGAAUACAAGCUUUUCCAAAAAGCCACAAAAAUGUGUAGGUUUUUUGCCAACACAUUAGUCCACUACACAAAGGAAUUUAAAGAAUUUCUUGCCAAGUCAUGCCGUCGAUUUCACCAGUUGUAUCUCCAAAUCCACAGCAAGUUCCCUCCCUCUGUGUGUGCCCCGUUUGUGCCCUCUGCCCUCAGUGAGGAGUUGAGAGUGGCGGUUCUGGUUCCCAUGGAUGUCAUGCUGACACAGCUGCUCUCUUUCCAUCCCUUUGCAGAAUCUGUCCUGGACCCAGAUCUCCAGUCCAGUACAGAAUUGUGUCUACCACAGUGUCUGCUACUGGUGAGUGUACUGGGUAAACUCUCCUCCCAGCCAGAAGAGGCGAUGCGGCUGUGGAGUGAUGGCAGUCAGUUUUCGGAGGAAACUCCCAGAUGGUCUGUGUUUGAGGCAGUGUUGCAUAGUUUUCGGCGGUGUAUGUUGGAGCGUGCCGUGCCGGUGUGGUUGCCGGGAGUAAUGCUUCAUGGCCAGGCUCAGGGUAGAGUCAGCCUGCACCAGCAUGUGUGUGUGCAUAUGUGUGCUUGUGUGGCUGUUCUGCCCACUCAACACUUCGCACCAUUGGAGCGGUCACUUUUAGCCGCCGUAUUGCAGGCAGACAUGCAGACGGCUGUCUUGGCAACAGAUGUCUGGUGCUUCCUGGCACGGUAUGGCACGGCUGAGUUAUGUUUUCAUCAUGUUCUCCUUAUUGCUCACCUGAUAAGGUCAUGUCCUGGAGAGGGUUAUCAGAUGUUUCACUUGGCCCUGCUGCUUAGACGUCUGCUAUUUCUCAUGACACCCAAGCACCAGGUGGAGUUUGUAAAGCGCUUCCCUCCCGCUCAGGAGGAGAACCUGUGUGUGUGGCGCCACACUCUGCUGAGGUGUCUGUGUACAGAGGCACGAAUGCGGGUGGAGGAAGAGGUGCUUGCCGGGGCUUCUGUUGUGCUGCAGGAAUUGGAGAAUAGCGGCUACAGGAUGGGAGAUAUACCGAGACUUAACCAGAUUCUAGGCUGUGUGCUGAUGUUGAUGGGAGGGAGCGACCUACAGGCUGAAUGUGUGGGGUCUUCUGUGAAGAUCAUCUCUCAGCUGUGGAGUCGCAUGAGUAGCAAUCAGGUGCAGGUUCAUCCACCUCUCCAGUGCACUGUGAAGUUACUCCUGUCAAUAUCAGCUGUCCUGAUCAAAAGUGUAGAUCAACAUGUCAUUGUUCAGGCUGUUUCCUGUUUGAGCGGGUUGACUAUCCAGAAAUGCCCAGAUGACCUACUUUUAGCUGCUUUGGAGUUCCUUGCUUCACUGGGAAAAGUAUUUAUUUCUCCCAAUAUUCAGUGCCAAGUUUUGCCUAGAAUCAGUGGUCUGUUCAAUGGUCUCCUGACUCACCCAUCCUGGCUGAUACUCCAUCAUGUCCUCGAGGCCUUUGGCCUCUUUGCAGAGAUAACCAACCAUGAGGAAGUGAUUUCUCAAACAUUGACAUCAGAGGAGAUCAAAACCAAAGUGUUAAACUACCUCAGUAAGAUUGUCUCACACCAGGAAUCUGAGGAAGCAAGACUCGGACGUCUGAAGGAGUGGAGGAGUGUAAUAGAGAAACACUGUGAGCGAAUGGAGUGUGAGGACAACUCACCUGUACAACCGCCACUUACUGAAGAGCCAUGUCCGAAGAGGGCAAGACAAGAGACCAAAGUAGAAGAGGAGCUUGAGAGAUACCUCCAGACAGCAGAAAGUGCCUUGAAAGCCCUGCAGGCAAUAGUGGGGCCAGGCCACAACCCAUCCCCUCCACAGUGGGUCAGGACCAGACUUGAGGUCUUACAGACACUGAUAACUCAAAUCAACACCACUACAGUAGAGGAGCACUGAUUCAACCACAACAACACCUCUACCUCUGGCUGCUUUUAACCUACGCUGCCUUUUUGUUCCAUGUCACUACAUUUGCUGAAGUCACCCAAGAUAUUUGUAUAGAAGUUUUUUUUUUUUUUAUAAGGAAAAGUGUCACUCCAAAGACCAAAAAAUUGUUUAUUAAAUAAACUUCAUUAAAAUAUGUUUUGUUGA